Messenger RNA from Penicillium soppii, 897 nucleotides. Its product is annotated as putative cyclin. NCBI's taxonomy places the organism in Eukaryota, Fungi, Ascomycota, Eurotiomycetes, Eurotiales, Aspergillaceae. Gene Ontology annotation, molecular function: cyclin-dependent protein serine/threonine kinase regulator activity. The coding region runs from base 1 to 897 and encodes 298 amino acids. The record is from RefSeq and is a predicted model, not a curated record. Gene Ontology annotation, biological process: regulation of transcription by RNA polymerase II. The transcript has 2 exons. Gene Ontology annotation, cellular component: nucleus.
AUGACUCCAAACGGUUUGAAGCAUUUGUCCAAUGCCCUGGCAACCCCAGAUCAGCUCUCCAAUUCAUCGUCAUCGCUUGAUGGUGUCCCAGCCGACCUUGAAACCACCAUUCGAUGUGCAGGCGCUCAGCUCACACAAACUGCUGGCGUUCUCCUACAUUUGUCUCAAAACAUCAUCGCCCAAGCGAUCGUAAUCUUCACGCGAUUUUGGCUUGGCGCUGACGGAGGCAGUCUACGAAUCUACUCAGUCAAGGAUGUAUCCGCUGCAGCUCUCUACCUAACAGCCAAGCUCUCCUUCCAACCUACCUCCCCCCGCUCCGUACUUAACGUAUACACUUUCCUCCUAUCCAAGGAUGCCUCACCCUUGUGGUUCGUGAAACAGGGCGGCGCGCCUGAAACUCCUCCCUCGCCUGAGACGUACAUUUUGUCCGAAGGCGGUUACCAGACCGCGCGGCAGGUCCUCCUCCGCACCGAAACGGUUAUUCUGCGCACCCUCGGCUUCGAUACUCACGUUGCUUUACCUCAUACGAUUGCAUUGACAUAUCUGCAAACCAUGGGCGUGACGAAGCCAGCCGUCGCCCAACGUGUGGUGCAACAUCUCAAUGCCGCCUUACUCUCGCCGCAACUUCUCUAUCUCACCCACCAACCCAAUGCCCUGGCUGUGGGCGCCAUUUAUCUCGCCUCGCGUGAGGAGGGUGUCAAACUUGUCGACGGCGAUUGGUGGGAAGUCUUCGAUGUUGAUCGCGAAGAACUUGGCUUCUUGGUCGUGGGCAUGAGGAGCAUGGAAGGGUUUAUGCGAGCGGAACUCAAUUUGUGGAAGGACAAGUCUAUUCCGAUGGUUCCAGAUGAGGUGGAUGCCGAAAUUGAGCGCCGCCGAAUGAUGGAAAAUGGCGAGUGA